This is a messenger RNA of Lolium perenne, 1008 nucleotides long. Lineage: Eukaryota; Viridiplantae; Streptophyta; Magnoliopsida; Poales; Poaceae. The record is from RefSeq and is a predicted model, not a curated record.
CUUUCACAACUGAUUUAUGCAUGAUUGAAGUGCUUCUAUCGUGUGGACCCGGAGCAUGACACGCAGGCGCGUCUCACUUUGCGUGGCGCUUGCGAGAGGUUGACACCGCAGCAGUGGUACAACCAAAAGUUCACCAGCGCUAGUGCCUUCUGGGCUAACAAGGGUAAGAGGGUCAAGAAGGAGUACUUUGUUGGUAACGAGCCUACGGAGGAAUGGGCAAUGACCAUUGAGGAGUACAUGUCGGUUUGUCCGGAGUGGGCCGAGCAGCAUAGGGAGGCAUGGGAGGAGCUGAUUAGGGCGAGGUGGCUCAGGCAGGACGAGGAGUUUGCAGCCGUGUCGAGGCGUAACAUGGAGAACCGAGGCACCGGUGGCACACACUGCGCGGGAAACCGCGACUACACCCGCUUCAAGGGGAAAAAGGUGGCCGAGGCACCACCUGGGGUGGUGCUUCAUGAUGCCCAGAUAUAUGACAUGAUGCGGACGAGCAGAAGCCCAAUCCCGCAUUGCCUCAGCCACAGUACUACGGCAAUGCCAAGGCCGCCAAGGAGGACUACUGCGACAUGGUCAAGUCUCGUCACCCCGAGGUGGAUGACCCCUUGAGCAUUCCGGUCGACGAGGAGUCGUUGGUCCUGUCGGGGCACGGGCGUCCGCAUGGCCGUUUCCCUUGGAUGAAUAAGGCGGUCAAGCCUACCCACUCCACGAGCUACACGCGCCUCAAGCAUACCCUCACCGCCGACAGCCCCCAGCCUCGUCCACGGCCUGCUCGUCCACCCGCCUACGAUCCUGACUUCGAGGCGGCCUUCGAAGCCUGCAAUGAAGCGUAUCAGCAGGCCGUUGCCCAGUGGAAUAGGCAGAAUACGGCCUAUAUGACGUAUUUAUCAGAAAUGAUGAUCUCUAUGUCUACUGGUACACCGCCACCGGAUCGAGUUACCGUGGCGGGGGACAUGCCUAUCAUGCCAUCGAGGGCAGCUUUCGCUGCGACUUACUACGGAUCCACACCGGAGGUAA